CGUCGAUUGGUUGGCGCGUUUGUUUGGGGAGACCUUGGAGGCCUGGCUGGUCGCGCGGGGCCAGAACGUUAGAGCCUCCAUGAACAGGUGUUGUCCACCUGUAGCCUCGGUCGUGAGGGGACUCCUCGGCUCCGUUUUUUUCUGCCUGACACGGACUAUGAGCCUCCGUGGAAAUCCGGCUGCCUAUCUGUCGGGGGCCGCGGGCGGCAGCAGCAGCAGCAGCAGCAGCAGCGGAGCGGGCUCUGACGAAGGAGGGAGCGCCUUCUUCCUGCCCUCGACCUCCUCGCCGCGGCCGCGGCUGCUGCGGCUAUCGGAGGUGCCGGGCGACGAGCCCUUCAAAGCCAACGACGCGCUGCUGCACCUGCCCCUUUCCGCCCCCGCGACGGGGCAGGCUCAGCAUCACGUCGUCUACUUCCCGGGGGACGUGCAGAACUAUCAUGAAAUUAUGGCUUGUCAUCCAGAGAACUUCCAGUGGAAACAAUGGUGCUUAGAAAAUGUUGCAAUUAUUCUUGGUCAUCGUUUUCCAGGCAGUUACAUUUGGAUUAUAAAAUGUUCCCGAAUGCAUUUGCACAAGUUCAGCUGCUAUGAUAAUUUUGUGGCAAGCAAUUUAUUUGGAGCACCUGAACAUACUACUGACUUUGGAGCCUUCAGACACCUUCAUGCCCUGCUAGUUAAUGCAUUUAAACUUGCUCAAAAAUUUUUGGUGUCUCAGAAAAACAUGCACGAGUUCAGCGACAAUACAGAGGCAGUUUCUUGUGAAUUACCUACUUUUGCAACUAGUAAUGGUUGCCCAGCAGCAGAGAAACACUGUGAACAUGUUAGCAAUUCUGCUGUGAGCUUUAAUGAGCCUUCUGCUAUUGGUAGAAAUUCAUUCACAUUAAUAGGAUUCAGUAAAGGUUGUGUUGUCUUGAAUCAAUUACUUCAUGAACUGAAAGAAGCAAAAAAGGACAAGGAUAUAGAUGAUUUUAUACAAAAUAUAAAAGCUAUGUACUGGUUGGAUGGCGGUCAUUCUGGAGGAAGUAAUACUUGGGUAACAUACCCUCAUGUGCUGAGAGAGUUUUCACAGACUGGAAUUUCAGUUAAUGCUCAUGUCACACCAUAUCAGGUAUUUGAUACAAUGAGAACAUGGAUUGGAAAAGAGCACAAGAGAUUUGUACAACUUCUUGAGGAAUUUGGUGCAAAUAUAAAUAGCCAACUUCAUUUUGCUGAUGAAGCACCUUCUUUGGAAAAUCACUUCAAAGUGCAUGAAGUAUUUUGAUAUGUUAAUAAUGCCAUUAUACUGUAUCUGCAAAAUAGAUCUUAAACUUCAAGUUUAAUUUGUGUUUUGUUAACACUUGGAAGAGGAAAUAUUGUAUAUGACUUCUAAGAUGAAUUUGAUGUGUCUACUGCUUGUAACUGAAGUCACCAGAAAGUUAGUUUUUGAUCUGAACAAGGCAAUGAUGAGAAAAACCAAUUUAAGAGCAAAAAGAAAAAAAACCUUACUUCAGAUUAAUGUUAUAGGAAAGAUUUGUCUAGAAUUAUAAUGAGCAAAACUUUCAAGCAUAGGUAUAAAAACAUCACUUUCAAAUUCUUCUAAAUUGAUGAAAUUUAUGUUUUGUUUUUGAAUAAAAUCCUGUUAUUUAGAUGGGAUAAUUAUUAGAAUAGCAAAGCUACUCUAAACAUUUAGUACUUUAGCACAAGCAAUGCAGUAAAUUGAUUAUUUUGACAGUAUUUAUCUUCAUUGCAAUAAGUAUAUAUUAACCUUGGGAAUAAGGUGAAUAACUACUGUACUGUUGUGCCAGAGAGAUGCCCUGCAAUUUCUAACCAUUGCAAGCAUCUACAGAUGUUGUAUUUUUUUUUUCAGGGGCGGGCACUGGAAGAGAAUUGAACAACUUUGUGUGUGAGACCAAAAAUGUACACUCUCACGUGGUUCAACAUUCCAUAUUAAUGAUGAAAGCUUAACGCUCAAUAUAGUGUUGAGCUUUUGUAACUUGAGACUGUUAGAAUUUUUACAACUGUAAUUAUUACUUUGCUGAAUAUAAGCCAUGUAAUUAAUUAUAUUAAUACUGUAAGUUUUGCAAAAAUGAUAGUAGCAUAUAGUUAUUAUUUAUAGCACAGGAACAUCAAGCAGCAUUCUCUUAAAAAAUGGCAAUUAUGUGAGAGAAGGAUCACCAGUGUAAAACAUUUUGAUUUUCUGUAGUUAAAAAUUAAAGUAUUAAUCCAUCAGUGCAAUUGAUCAAUACUUUUAUACAUUCUUUGAAAGCUAAUUACUAGAAACCAGAACACUAUCUGAAAAUGGAAUUUGGAGAAUAGAGAAUUCACCUGAAUUUUAAAUGAUUUGUGAAGACAACAGGGUCCCUUAAAACAAUUUCCCAAUCUUUUCAGCUUUGUAGCCCUGAAGAGGGAGGGUGGAUGGUUCUGUGCAGAUGGGGUGUGUGUGCAUGCACUUGCCUGCUGCUUGUGCAAGUGAGGAUGUGCGUGCACACUCUCCCAUCACUUUCUCUUACCCAGUUCUGAACAGCUCAAGGCCUGGUAGUGGGCCAUGGCCCAGGAGUUGGGGACCCCGCCUUAAAACUUGGAUGAACAAAAUAUUGUUGAAAGAUAAGCUAAAAUUAUUGCUAGAAAAAACUUACGUUAAAAGUCAAAGACUAUGUCUAAAUUGUUUUUGCUAUAACAGAAAAGGUUUGAUAAUUUUCAUAGAAUAUCCUCCUAACUACAUUUUUCCAUAUUAUUCCAUUCUGUGUUUUGCAAGAAGGACACCCUUCAAAAGUAACUUUUUAAAAUGGGAUAGAAAGUUAAGGUAGAGGAAUCAAUACAAAUGGAGAUCCUUAUUUGCGAGAGUAAAAACUGCCUGCUUACUAUCUAUUGUAUAAGCCACACAGCUUUUGAACAUGAGUAAGCUAUAAAAUUAUUGUUUGGUUAUAAUCGGUGGAAUUUAAUGAUAUGCUUGUUCCGUGGAAGCCAUUUUUCCUUCUCUGGUGUCGUGAGAGAGCUGUGAGAAUAAGAAAGUUGUGGUUUGUUAGCAGUAGACCUUUAGCAUAGACUUUGAUGCCAUCUCAUACUAUGUAAAGAUGAUGCAAGUUUAUCACCUCAGUAUCAAUGUGAAAUGGCUAUUUGUCCUGAUCCAAUAACUCACUGUGGGUGAAUUUGAGAUAUUAUGUACACUGACCCCUUUUUAUUUAUUACCCUCACUUCAGCAUUUCCAAAGGGAUGUGCGCAUGGAAGAGGGAAAGCUAGGAUGUUAAGUAGGUCAAAUCUCAUGUUGUUGUUUGUGCAGCCAAAAUGCAGGGAUUUUUGCUUUUCAUACCUUCCAAUGAGAUUUUUCCUAUUGUUGCAAUUUGAAAUCUAUUCUGAAGCAAUCUUCUUCGUGUUUUAAAAAUAACAUUCUGGUCAUCUCCAAAUUAGUCAUUUAGUCCUCUCCAAAUUAAAAGUCUACAACCAAAAUAUCCAGCUUUUACUAGACACUAUUCACAUAUUGCUUCACAAUAGAAUUAGAAGAUGCCAGAAGAAUAGGUGAGUCUUACAGUAUUCUGAAGAAAUUAAUUCAGUCUACAAUUAGGAUAUUAUAUCUAUUUACUGAAAUGAUGUCUAGCAGUAAAGUGAGUUCUUCCGUUUCCCAAAUUCACUCUUGAAGAUUGAGAAAGAUUUGGGGCUGAAGAAAGGGAAAUAAUAUAUUGAAUGCCUUCACUACAGCUCAUUAACUUUGUCACAGUGUAAGAUAUACUGAAUUUUCUAUGCCAAUAUUUUCAAUGUGAAAUAUUUACCUUUGAAAGCUGGCUUUAUAAAUUCAUUUUAUGUUUUUCUUACAGUAGAUACUGACAUAAAUUGAACUUUAUUUUUCUGAAUGGAGUUAAGAUACUUUUGUUUCAAUAGAGAAUCAGAAGACAAUUGGACAAAAAA
Molecule: messenger RNA, 3879 nt
Organism: Pseudonaja textilis
Lineage: Eukaryota; Metazoa; Chordata; Lepidosauria; Squamata; Elapidae
Gene: C1H2orf69
Product: chromosome 1 C2orf69 homolog
Cellular component (GO): mitochondrion
Source: RefSeq, a predicted model, not a curated record